AUGUCAUCCGCCGAACAGAAGAAAACUCAGGAAGUUUCCGAAAACGAAGAGCAAGUAAUCAAAUCCCUUGAAGAGGAUGAUGAAUUUGAAGAUUUCCCAGACGACGAGUCUAAAUGGGUUACAGAUGCAAAAUUGAAAGAAGAAUCACUUUGGGAACAGGAUUGGGAUGAUGAUGACAAUCAAGACCAAUUCUCGCAAAAGUUGAGGGAGGAAUUGAUAAAGUCACAGAAACCAGCAAACUAA
Lodderomyces parapsilosis is the source of this 243-nucleotide messenger RNA. Its product is annotated as proteasome regulatory particle lid subunit. The record is from RefSeq and is a predicted model, not a curated record. The coding region runs from base 1 to 243 and encodes 80 amino acids. Gene Ontology annotation, biological process: double-strand break repair via homologous recombination; mRNA export from nucleus; proteasome assembly. Gene Ontology annotation, cellular component: proteasome complex; proteasome regulatory particle, lid subcomplex. NCBI's taxonomy places the organism in Eukaryota, Fungi, Ascomycota, Pichiomycetes, Serinales, Debaryomycetaceae. The transcript has a single exon.